GGAGAGAGAGAGAGAGAGAGAGAGAGAGCUGCUGCUGCCUCGCAGGAGUUGGGUUGAAAGCAGUUAGAGAGAGGGAGAGAGGGAGAAAUCGAUCGAUCUAUACUUCAUCACAUUACAUCUAUAGAAAUUAGAGAGAGAGAGAGAAGAGAGAGAGAGGCUAAAAACCCCCUUUGUAGUUUCAGUCAUAUUGAUAUUUCCUAUCUGUCUUUCCAAAAUCCCUAGAAGUCCCUUUCAUUCCUCCCUUUCUCUCUCUCCCUCCCCUUUCCUAGGGUUUCUUCUCUCCCUUUCUCUAUCCUGAAGAAGCAAACAGACGCUUUUCAGUCACUCACACUCUCUGAAACUUGGAGAAGUCAAGUGAGUUGAUCGAGUCACAACUUUGGGCCAAGAUCUUUCAUUAGGUCAUUGAGUUCCGUGUUUUUAAGCCUUGGCGCAGACAGAGACAGAUAUGCUCUAUGCUCCAUCCAAGAUAGUAAUGGAUUAGGGGAGGUUUGAGGGCAUGCAGCAAGGGUUGAAUCAUGGGCAAUGGAGAGGUCGAUACUCCAACAAAGGCUCCAAAGACAUCUUCAGCACAGCAGGAGCAGCCUCCUCCAAGCAGCCCUGCGACAGUUUUUCCUGAUUGGGCUUCAUAUCAGGCAUAUUUUAGCUCUGCUGGAACCCCUCCUAUGCCCCCUCCGGGGUUUUUUCAUUCUUCCGUUCCCUCCAGUCCUCAAGCUCAUCCAUACAUGUGGGGUGCACAGCAUAUGAUCCCUCCAUACGGGACACCUCCAUAUGUUGCUAUGUAUCCUCAUGGUGGACUAUAUGCUCAUCCCUCCAUGCCACCGGGAUCUCAUCCAUACGGCCCUUAUGCAAUGCCUUCUUUAAAUGGGACUGCUGAAGCAUCUGCUGGUGUGGCUGGUGGUGCAGACUCAGAGGGUAAGUCAGCUGAAGGGAAGAAUGGGAGUUCACUAAAGAAAUCCAAAGGGAGCUUAGGCAGUCUGAGUAUGCUAACAGGCAAGGGUAACGAGGCGGAAAAAGCAUCCGGAGCAUCUGCCAAUGGAACCAUGUCACAAAGUGGAGAGAGUGGAAAUGAAGGUUCAAGUGAGGGAAGUGAUGCAAAUUCUCAAAAUGGUUCACAGCAAAAUCCAUGUGGUGAAAAAGGUUCAGCUGAUGCUGAGGCCCAGAAUGGGAGCACUGCUUGCAGCGCCCCUAGUGGGGUUACACGGACUUCCCCUACUCCAACCAUGGGCAACCAUACUAUGGCAAUGAUGGCCAUGCCAGGUGGUGUUUCUGGCCCCACAACGAACCUGAACAUUGGCAUGGACUAUUGGGGAGGCCAUGCUCCUACAUCUAUUGCUGCAAUGCGAGGCAAGCUCCCUGCUGUCCCAGCUACGGGGGCCAUAGUUCCUGGCAAUCACAUGGGAUCCCGUGAUGGUGUUCCUUCGGAACUCUGGCUACAGGAUGAAAGAGAGCUUAAGAGGCAAAGAAGAAAACAGUCUAAUAGGGAAUCAGCACGUCGCUCCAGGCUGAGGAAGCAGGCUGAGUGUGAAGAACUGGCCCAACGUGUGGAUACUCUCAAAGAUGAGAACAAUUCGCUCAGAGAAGAAUUGGAGCAUAUGCGUGGAGAAUGUGAGAAACUGGCGGCGGAAAAUGCUUCUCUUACUCUUCAGCCUUCUUUAUGCUUGGGCAUGGGAUCUGUGCAGGAGAGGCUCAAGAAACACAAGGGAGAGGAAUCAACGGCAAAUGAUGUCCAUGGCCAACCUGACCGCAAUUCCUAAACUGCAAGCGUAAAUAGGCCCUGAUGAAAAGAGAUUUGCCGAAAGCAGGUAGUUUUAGCUCACCCCCACAAUAGGAAAAGCAGUUUUUAAUUAUCCAUGAAACUGACUGCUUGUGCUGAUGAUGCUAAUGUAGCCUCUCUCCUCCACACUCUUCUUUCUAUGUCUAAAGAGUGUACAUGAGAAGAGAGAGAAGGCUCAUUUAACGCUUAGGUGUAAUGGGGAAAUACUAACAAAAGGCCCCAAUAAUGACGUUGUACUAUUAGAAUGAAAAAAAAUCUAUUGAUGAAGUUUUAGAUAGAAA
Molecule: messenger RNA, 2055 nt
Organism: Magnolia sinica
Lineage: Eukaryota; Viridiplantae; Streptophyta; Magnoliopsida; Magnoliales; Magnoliaceae
Product: bZIP transcription factor 1-B-like
Exons: 14
Coding region: 516-1754 (412 amino acids)
Biological process (GO): regulation of DNA-templated transcription
Cellular component (GO): nucleus
Molecular function (GO): DNA-binding transcription factor activity; sequence-specific DNA binding
Source: RefSeq, a predicted model, not a curated record